Molecule: messenger RNA, 4506 nt
Organism: Danio rerio (zebrafish)
Lineage: Eukaryota; Metazoa; Chordata; Actinopteri; Cypriniformes; Danionidae
Source: RefSeq, a predicted model, not a curated record
CCUCUCCCUCUCUCUCUCCCUCUCUCAGUCAGUCUGUGCUUCAUUAGAGAUCAUGUCGGGAUGGGAGGAUGAUGAUGAUGAGGGCUCUCCGGGUUUUUCUCCGGGAAUAAUGCGCGUCUUCUUCUCCAUCACUGAAGACUGAAGCUCGACAGGAUGAAGAACGACUGAGCGGACGGACGGACGGACGGAUGGAUGAAUGAAUGAACGCGCAGUCUGGCUCAGAAUCUUCCAGAAGUCCAGAUGGAGCAGGAUGUCGAGAGCACCGUCACGGUUCGACAACCCAAGCUGCCCAAGCAGGCGCGGGACGACAUCCCCAAACCGCUGCAGGAGCGGGAGCGCGCCAAGCAGAAGACCCAGCGCUACGUCCGCAAAGACGGCAAGUGCAACGUGCACCACGGAAACGUGCGGGAGACCUACCGCUACCUGACGGACAUCUUCACCACGCUGGUGGACCUCAAGUGGAGGUUCAACCUGUUCAUCUUCGUGCUGGUCUACACCGUCACCUGGCUGUUCUUCGGCUUCAUGUGGUGGCUGAUCGCCUACAUUCGAGGAGAUCUGGAGCACAUCGGAGACAACCAGUGGACUCCCUGCGUCAACAACCUGAACGGCUUCGUGUCCGCAUUCCUGUUCUCGAUAGAGACUGAGACCACCAUCGGCUACGGCCACCGCGUCAUCACCGACAAGUGUCCGGAGGGCAUCGUGCUGCUGCUGGUGCAGUCGGUGCUGGGCUCCAUCGUCAACGCCUUCAUGGUGGGCUGCAUGUUCGUCAAGAUCUCGCAGCCCAAGAAGCGCGCCGAGACGCUGGUCUUCUCCACCAACGCCGUCAUCUCCAUGCGGGACGGCCGGCUCUGCCUGAUGUUCCGCGUGGGAGACCUCAGAAACUCGCACAUCGUGGAGGCGUCCAUUAGAGCCAAGCUGAUCAAGUCCAAACAGACCAAGGAGGGCGAGUUCAUCCCGCUCAAUCAGACGGACAUAAACGUGGGCUACGACACCGGAGACGACCGGCUCUUCCUGGUGUCUCCGCUCAUCAUCUGCCACGAGAUCAACCAGCACAGCCCCUUCUGGGAGAUCUCCAGAGAGCACAUGGCCAAGGAGGAGCUGGAGAUCGUGGUGAUCCUGGAGGGCAUGGUGGAGGCCACAGGCAUGACGUGUCAGGCGCGCAGCUCAUACGUGGCCAGCGAGAUCAAGUGGGGUUACCGCUUCACGCCAGUGCUGACGCUGGAGGACGGCUUCUACGAGGUGGACUACAACAGCUUCCACGAGAUCUACGAGACCAACACGCCCAGCUGCAGCGCGCGAGAGCUGGCCGAGAUGACGGCGCGCGCCCGCCUGCCGCUCACCUGGUCGGUGGCCAGCAAACUGAGCCAGCUGGAGCCGCAGGAGCCGCCGGAGGAGCUGACGGAGAGGAACGGAGACGUCGCCAACAUGGAGAGCGAGUCCAAAGUGUAGGAGGACGGGAGAAUCUCUCCUGAUCUCUGCGCCACUGCCGCCGCACCAUUGGCUGGGCUCAGAGGUCAGAGGUCAGCUCAGGAAUGCGCCCCGAGGCGGGCCGAGGUCACGGACGCCCCCAUCACACGCACUUCUCUUUUUCUGGCUCCAGGGCGUGACGCAGGUGAACUGGCGGGCCACUGCAUGGUUUCAGAGACCAGUUUUUUUCUUAAAGAUAUGAAAUGAUAUUUUCAGAUUUGUAAUUCAGAGAUGAAGACCUCUAUAUGUAUAUGAGCAUAUAUAUAGAUCUAUUCUAGGGCAUUUGCAUUUGUAUUUUUUUGUAUAUAUAUAUAUAUAUCUGCGUUUGGUUUGAGAUGUAAGGUUGUUUGAUACGACACGAGUCGCUCCACGUCUGUAUAUUCUGCCUUCUGGAAGAGCAGCAGACAUAUUUAUCCACGCAUGAACACUCGAUCCCUGUAGUCCUGCGACUCUGAUGUACAUAUUUAAAGUACUGUCGGCCAUACAUGCAGGAGAUCCCCGUACUGGAUGCAAACCGGAGGCUGAAGGCGGUGCGGUUGCGUUGCAUGGGAUUGUGGGGCUGAUGAUGGUGUGUGAGUGUGUGUGUGUGUGUGUGUGUGCGCGUGUAAUCGUGCAUGUCUGCUCCAAUAACCUUCCGUACCGUCAUCAGGCCAUGAUCUUUCUCUCUUCCUUUAAGUCAUAACUGGAUUUGAACUUCAGCGCGCCCGAUGCAGCCGAGCGCUUCUGUGUGUGUUUGUGUCGUCAGACAGAGCAGCAGAUGUGUGUGUUUGACCACGAGAUAAACACCGCGCGCACACGAGACCAAAGAGCCGAACCCUCACGUCACCUUUGCCUCGACAUUGAUCAGCACAUGAGCAUUGCCAAUGAAAACAAGGCUGAGACGGGGCGUCGUCCUGGAGGCACAACCCACAUGAGGGACCACCGCUGUGCUUAAAUAAUUAAUGAGAGAAGCAGAUGCAGAGAGAGAGAUGUAAACCAGCUUAAAUAUCUCGACCCGUCUGUGUGAGCCGUCUGGAAGUGCUGUCGCCAGACAGUCAAGUAGUGAAAGAGUCUGACAAGACUUCAUACAGCUGACAGACGGACGCUCGCUGACCAGCUCACUAGAGCGCUCACAGUCUCAGAUCUGCAUUGAGUUUAAUAAAGCAAUGCCAGGGCAGUCUUUCCCGUUUCCUCUGGCGUGUUCACAUCAUGGUCGUUUACGGCGGAGUGAUAAUCACAGAUGAGCGAUCAUCAUAGCAUUACAUUUAGCAGAUGCUUUUAUCCAAAGCCACUUACAAACGAGAAAAGCACCAAGCGGCUGAUCUUAAAGACGCAGUGCUCCCAGGAAGAGCCAGCAAUACAGGCUAGAGUAGAUGAGGAGAGAGGAAACACCUUCACAGAGGAGAUGAGCUUCAGUUUUCUGUUUGGGAUUGGGGAGAUCAUUCCACCAGUGAGGAACCGUGAAGGAAAAUGUUCUGGAAAUUGAUUUAUGCCUUGUUUCCACAGAACCCUAACCCUAAUUGUGUUCACACGCUCAGCAGAAAUAAACUCUGAUUGGCUCCAAUGAUCAUCCACAGUGUUUAAGAGCUCAGGUGUUUGAGGGAAAUGGACGUUUAUAAAAUUUAAUUACUAUUCAGUACUGAAAUCAGUAUUUCUGACAACACUAUGUGCAGUUGAUUACAGGAGAAACACUAUGUCAUCAGACGAUGGCUCCCAGUGAUGUGGUGUAAAUUAGGAAGAGGAGAGGUCCAAGAACUGACCCCUGAGGAACUCCUGCAGAAUAUAUCUAGCAGAGCUGAAGAUCCAGAGCCGUCCACAGGGCUUCAGUGGCGGACAGUAAUGCGGGAUCGUUCACUUUUUAACAGACGCUUUCAUCCGAAGUGACCCACAAGUGAGACAAGAGAAGCACUUUACCUCCUGCUGAAGCAGUUUACGAUUGUUUUUCCACAUUCAAGCAAACAGAUUGGAAAGAGUGUGUACUACAGGUGGUUUGUCAAGCCCACUCACCUGUGAGGAGCACACUCAGAAUUGCAAGACGUUUUUCCAUCUUGGAUCAGUGGAAUCGCCACUUUCCAAUCCUCGAUGGUUUGCGUCCGGCUGCUCUGUUCAGUGUUGUUGCAGUGAUUUGCAGAUGGACAAUGGCAGCAGGUUAAGGGGUUUGUUCAGCAGCCUUGUUUUCAUUUGCAUCAAAUAAGAUAAUGCAUGCAUCAAGAGAACGCUCCAUAACAAGUCUGUUCAAUACUAAAGCCCAGAGUAUACUUCUGCUGUUAAUUAGGCGUGCAGAGCUCAGUACACCACUUCAUCAGAACACUUCAGAACUAUAUUGCACUUGCACAUGCCCAUUUGAUUUUUUGCACUUAUUAGUUUGUCCACAAGGGGUCAUCACUGAGCGACUGAUUCACUGAACAACAACAGCAAACUACUGAAGACUAAAAGAGUGUUGUGUUCAGGAUGAAGACCUUUCCACAGCUCAAAAGUGCUCACACACACACACACACACACACACACACACACACACACACACACACACACUGAACAUGAAGUAUACUCUGGACUUGAACUUACAUUUGCCAGAGCUCAGAUUGCGCUGUAUCGUGUUCAAGGGAUUUACAGGACCAGGACUCACAGACAUCCCUCUUAUGGCCGUGUGUUCUUGAGUCUGGCCGAUGUGUCUGUAGAUCCGCACAUCUGUGCCCGGUUGAGACUGGAGUCCUCCGCUGAUUCUGCACAGUGACAGCGCAUCGCUCCAGCGCUCCACGAUUGAUGAAGUGCCCUUUAAAGUGCCCUGCUGAUACGAAGCCAUCACGUCACGUCACGUCAGAGGCUUUCCUUUCUUCAUCUCUGUUGAGUUGGGGAAAUAUGAAAUCAGGAAUACCCACAUUAUAUCGUCUUCAGAUCCGUCUUUAAAGCUUAUUCCACAAGCCAUAAUACGGCACAUUACACACGGUGUUUAAACAGAUUCAGCGCGCAUACGACAAGCGACUCAUUCUGAUUUUCUUGUUGAUUUAGAUGAUUACUCUGUCGCAAGAAGCUCAUAAAUAAACCAUAUCUGAAUAUUCA